Aspergillus affinis is the source of this 5049-nucleotide messenger RNA. It is a transcript of the gene swr1, whose product is annotated as putative SNF2 family helicase/ATPase (Swr1). The coding region runs from base 1 to 5049 and encodes 1682 amino acids. The record is from RefSeq and is a predicted model, not a curated record. Gene Ontology annotation, molecular function: ATP hydrolysis activity; ATP binding; histone binding. Lineage: Eukaryota; Fungi; Ascomycota; Eurotiomycetes; Eurotiales; Aspergillaceae. The transcript has a single exon. Gene Ontology annotation, cellular component: Swr1 complex.
AUGCAAAACGGCAGCUCCGAUGGCCUUCACCACCAAAAUGCACGCGUGACCCCCGAUCCCGACACAAAUCCGUCUGCUCCCCUCACGCACGAUCUUCCCGUCGAUUCUGCGACUAUCGAUUCGAUUCCUCCGGUGCCCAAAGAAGACGAAUCCGUUAUCAACCACCCGGAAGGACCGCCAUCGAAGAAGCGAAAGCUGGUGGACUCGGCCGCCUCGCGACGGUCGAGCUCCCGCGCAGCGUCGCCUCCAUGGAAGAAACCCGGUGUUGAUGGUCCGACCUCCUUCAUCCAAGAUGGCAGACGCAAGUCCUCUCGAGUCAACUCCGUACCCUCUGCGCUGCCACCCCCGUCCGACAAAAGGCCGACGCGAGCGGGUCAGAAGUCAGUGGUCGGUAAAAAUGUCGGCGGUGGGGGCAAAGCUGCUGCGUCUUCGCCCUUGUCGGCAUCUUCCUUACACCACGAGACGAAUGGGAAGCCCCUUGGUGGUAACGCGACUCGAACUGGGUCACCGAAGAACGUCUCUGUUCGGGGCGCCUCUACUCGACGACCACGCGUAUCACAGUCGCCAGUGUCAAAACAAGCACACACGCGAACAAGAUCCCAAAGUUCUGGCACGCCAAACUCCGCUCGUCGGCUUCCAAAUGGAGGGCUCAACGGCUUUGGCAAUGGGAUGAAUGAAGUGAACGACAAUGCGGGAGGACUUGGAUUAGCUGAGAUCGAGGGUGAUGAGUCGCACCAGCGAGUUCCCCGCCUGCGGAUCAAGGUCAAGAAGCCGUCGAUUGGUAUUCAACACCCGUCUCACGUUUUACCUCCUCGCAAAUAUGGGUCGUUUAGAGAGUGGCUUGAUAGCGAUGACGGGCGAGCACGGGAUGACACUGUUCUCACACCAGAGGGGGCGCAUGAAGAGGCUCAGAAAAGGCACCGAAUCGCGGCAGCGGCAGAACCGGGCGGCCCGUUGAGUUCUGAUGUAUGCUCUGCUUAUCUCCCGGAACAACAGGAAGAGCCACCGCAACAGUAUUCGCACCAGGAUCAUCUUGUUGCGCACGCCUUGUACUUCAAGAAACUUCUUGACCAGGAACAUAGACGUCAUCGCCACACGGCAAGGCUUUUUGCGCAGUGGUGCGCCGACGCCUGGAGGAAGCGAAACAAGGAUCCUGAAGACAUUCUCCGGGAACAGCAGGAUGAGGUACGAGGAAAGCGCAAGCUGUUGGCCAAGGAUCUUCAGAAAAUGUUCGAUCUCACUCGGGCAGAGGUGGACAGAAUGCGCCUGGCUCACUGGGAAGAAGAACGGAAAGCCAAGGACCAACAGGCUUUGGACCGUGCCAUCAAGCAAUCCACUAUGCUCUUUGAAAAACGACGAAUGGAAAUCCUCGGCGAAACCGGAAGUGAUGCCCCUGAUACCAGCGACGGCGAGGAAGCAGAAACAGAUGAUUCAGCCGACGAUGAAGACAACGAAAGCAAUAUGUCGUCGACGGACUCUGAAAGCGACGGGGGGAACUAUGUUGAUGAUGACGAGGGUUUAACCGCCGAAGAACUCCGGUUGAAGUAUGCCAGCCUCUCGGAGGCUAACCAAAUAUCAGACCGCGCGUCUGUGGAAUCCGAUGAAACCGAUCCGUCGGAUAGCGCCGGUGUCUCACACGUACCUGACGCAGUUGAAUCCGAAGUACUUUCGGAGGAAGUCGAUCCCAAGCCAGUCGAGCUGGAUGAAGUUGAUCCCAUGCUCAUGGACGACAGUGAUGAGGCAUCCACAGACAUGGAUGACGACAUGGGAGAGACCGAUGAGGACAGAGAUUCAGAUGAUGCCGACUCCGAUGAGGAUGACGGGCCUGGUUUAUUCGGUUUCUUCUCUGCAAAAGAUAUAGCCUUGAAUGACAACCAAUCCCGAAGCGAUUCUGACGAUGCCGACGAUAACCUGGAGAGUCUUUAUGGAGGUGACAUGAAAUUGGCCUCGGUUGAUGACGAGGACGAAGAGCCAAGUGAUCCUGAUGAAGUCUCUCUUGUUCCUAACGGACCCGCCAAUCGAGAUUCCAUCUCCCAGGAUAUGGAUAUCGCCGAGACCCCUGUUGACGACGUUCCUUCUGCCGAUGUCCCCUCCGUCGACACUGCUCCCGCCGACGACAGUCAGACCAACGAAAUUGAAAUGACUGAUAACCCACCUCGCGAGAGUAACCCCCCCGAGAGCGAAGCCGUCUUCGAAGCACCAACUGAAACCAAUACUGACUCCCAGGUGGAGAUGUAUCCGGACCAGCCUGAUGCUUACAAUAGUGGCGAACCUUCUAGUGAAGCAUCCCCAGGAACGCUCGCCACCAAACCUUCCGAGCCUGAGUCAGUCUCCUCAUAUGACGCCGCAGCCGAAAAGGGCCGCCAACCGAGUGAGUCGCCAGCUCCAGGGUUGAAGACACCGGUGCCGCAUCUACUCCGCGGGAACCUGCGAGAGUAUCAGCACUUUGGACUGGACUGGCUCGCCGGUCUCUACACAAACAAUAUCAAUGGUAUCCUCGCCGACGAGAUGGGUUUAGGGAAAACCAUACAAACGAUCGCUCUACUUGCUCACUUGGCCGUAGAGCAUGAGGUAUGGGGACCGCACCUGGUCGUUGUCCCUACCAGUGUGAUCCUGAACUGGGAAAUGGAGUUCAAAAAGUGGUGCCCGGGUUUCAAAAUCAUGACCUAUUAUGGCAACCAAGAGGAGCGCCGUCAGAAGCGCAGGGGAUGGAUGGAUGACACUAAUUGGAACGUGCUGAUUACUUCCUACCAGUUGGUUCUCCAGGAUCAACAGGUCUUGAAAAGAAGGAGCUGGCACUACAUGAUCUUGGAUGAAGCGCACAAUAUCAAGAAUUUCCGUUCCCAGAGAUGGCAAGCACUUCUCACCUUCCGCACUCGCGCACGGCUCCUCCUCACCGGUACCCCUCUCCAAAAUAACCUAACAGAACUGUGGUCUUUGUUGUUCUUCUUGAUGCCCUCGGAUGGCGGCGACGCUGGCAUCGAGGGUUUCGCUGACCUACGAAAUUUCUCUGAAUGGUUCCGGCGCCCGGUGGAGCAGAUCCUGGAGCAUGGCCGAGAAACGAUGGAUGACGAGGCCAAGCAAGUGGUUACCAAACUUCAUACUGUUCUGAGGCCUUACAUUUUACGCCGUCUGAAGGCCGACGUUGAGAAGCAAAUGCCAGGAAAAUACGAACAUGUCGUUUAUUGCAGGCUCUCGAAACGCCAACGGUACUUGUAUGACGGAUUCAUGUCUCGGGCGCAAACAAAAGAAACCCUUGCCUCGGGGAACUACCUUUCCAUCAUCAACUGCUUGAUGCAGCUUCGAAAGGUGUGCAACCACCCGGACCUUUUUGAGACCCGACCUAUCUCGACCUCGUUUGCAAUGGCACGCUCUGUAGCCACGGAGUUUGGGGUAAAAGAGCUCCUUGUUCGUCGGCGAUUGCUGUAUGAGCACCCGCUCAACAGGCUGGAUUUGGACUUCCUAAACCUGGUCCCGAUAUCAAGAGAGGACAUAUCCCGAAGACUCGCAGAUGAUAGCACGAGGCUAAUGGCUUACGGUCCAUUCAAUACACUCCGGGAACGUCAGUACCAUCGGACCAACUGGAACAUGGUCUUCGACGGAUCUACGGUGCAGUCUGCACUCCAAGCGCUAGAGAACGACUGCAGAAAAGUUCGGAUGGCUGAGCUGGAACGGUGCCUGUACUUCGAAUCGAAACGCCACGGUCGUCGCCCGGUAUACGGAACCAGUCUCCUUCAGUUCCUCACGGCGGACAGCAAACAGCGACCAACUUCGAACGGCCCGCUCCGGAAGAACUCAUUGGCAGAUUGGCUGUCUAGCCGGUCCUCUGUCCUGGCGUCCAUGAUCUUAUCGGUCGAAGAGCGUGCGCAAAAUCUGGAUGGCUAUGUGCAGAGAUAUGCUUGCAUCACUCCGGCUGCAGUUGCCUCGGGGAUUACCGAGGCAGCCUUGACCCCAAUUGAGACUCGACAUCUCACUAAGAAGGAGAGAUUACCGGCCUAUGACCCAUUCCACGAGGCCCAGAUGCGCCUUUCCAUCGCCUUCCCCGACAAGAGGUUGCUGCAGUAUGACUGUGGUAAAUUGCAGAGGCUCGAUAAGCUACUCCGAGAUCUGAAGGCUGGUGGACACCGCGCGUUGAUUUUCACCCAGAUGACUAAGAUGCUUGACAUCCUGGAGCAGUUCCUCAACAUUCACGGCCACCGAUAUCUUCGAUUGGAUGGUACCACCAAAGUCGAACAGCGCCAGAUCCUUACUGACCGGUUCAACAAUGACAACCGCAUUCUGGCCUUCAUUUUGUCUAGUCGGUCUGGUGGUCUUGGUAUUAACUUGACGGGGGCUGACACCGUGAUUUUCUACGACCUUGACUGGAAUCCGGCCAUGGACAAACAGUGCCAGGACCGUUGCCACCGUAUUGGGCAAACGCGCGACGUGCAUAUUUACCGAUUCGUCUCAGAGUACACGAUCGAAUCCAACAUUCUCCGCAAAGCGAACCAAAAGAGAAUGUUGGACGAUGUCGUCAUCCAAGAGGGUGAAUUUACCACGGACUACUUCACCAAGCUUGAUAUGCCUGACAUGAUCGGCCACGAGGAGGGCCUGGAGAGUCAGGAUGAGGCAAGCGCUGCUAUGGAUCGUGUACUCAACAAUCGGGUUUCCGGUGGCGGCGGGUCUCGCGUGGUUUUCGAACAGGCCGAAGACAAAGAGGAUAUCGACGCGGCGAAGAAUGCGCAAAAGGAACUCGAGCAUGCCGACGAUGGCGAUUUCGAGGACCGCAGUGUCUCGCAAAGCACACCUGCUCAGACCCAGGCAGGCACGCCGCUAGCAACCGGUCCUGACGACGGAACCCCGGGACCGCAAUCCUCGACCACGCCGAAUGUGCAAGGGGAGGUCGACGAAUUCGCCGACAAAGAGCCCCAGCUGGGUCAUAUUGAUGAUUAUCUACUACGAUUCAUGGAAUGGAACAUGAAGGACGAACCGCUUGUGUUGCCGGUGGACAAGAGCAAGAAGAAGUCGAAGAAGGGCAAGGAGCAUCGGCUUCACAAGAGACGUCGUUAA